Molecule: messenger RNA, 1300 nt
Organism: Dufourea novaeangliae
Lineage: Eukaryota; Metazoa; Arthropoda; Insecta; Hymenoptera; Halictidae
Product: neuromodulin
Exons: 2
Coding region: 443-829 (128 amino acids)
Molecular function (GO): calmodulin binding
Source: RefSeq, a predicted model, not a curated record
UUUUGUCUAUUUCGGUCUGUACAAAUCUUGUGGAAUAGAAAACGUUCUUUUCUUGUUUUGCACACUCAUUGGUAUCAAUUCUACCAGAGUGUGUGUGCGCGCGCGCGCACCAGCGCGCGAACGUUGGUCGAAUUGUUUACGUCCAACCAUGUGAAACAUUUACGACAGCAAGAGCAUUCUUGUAUUUUCUGUACGGAACAUCCUCUUUCUUUAAUUACCGACAAACGAGUGCAUUGAAAAGUGCAGUCGGGUACGAAGGCGGCUUGGAAGGGUACUUUGUUCCAAGAGAACGCGAUAGAACCAAGGAUAUAUGCAUGUAUGUACCUACAUAUUUAUACACACAUAGAACGUAUCGGCGGCAGCGAAGGCGGCGGCGCCCGACGACGACGAUACUGGCAGAAGGGAAUAAGAAACGUCAAGUUUCGGCUGAUUAUUCAUCGUCAUGCAGCAAGAUAUUGACGAAGAGAUGACGAAAGCAAGUGUGGCAGCAACAAAAAUUCAAGCGAAUUUUCGGGGUUAUCGAAUUCGAAAGCAAUUAAAGGAAUCGAAAAAGGAUACAAAUUUACCGGCGGCUGAUGCGAUUCGUCGGGAAUGUGGACAACGUCAGCAAGAAUAUUCGAAGGGCAGGAGGGAAUUCUCGAUUCCGAAGAAUGCAUCGUGUACGGAAAGAGUUUCCUUGGAAGAAAAAUCGGCGACAAAAAUCCAAGCGGGAGUGCGCGGUUUUUUAGUACGGAAGAGACAAGAAAUGGCCCGAAUGGCUGCGACUACGAUUCAGGCGGGUUUUCGAGGUUUUAGAACCAGAAAACAACUAAAGGAAAGCGAACAAUAACACACGCUCGCCCCGUCUCUGACAUCUGCUCCUCCCUUCUCGCUCUGUUUCCCCUCGACUCAUCUCAUUCCUACGGUCCUACAGUUUUCACCAGUUUAUACGAGUGGUCGAACAUACUCGAACGGAACUACAGUGAUUUAUUAUUUCAAAAGCCUCAGGUUCAAUUUUACACACGAACAAGGAAGCGACCACGGCAAAGAAAACUUGGAAAAUGACGGAAUCUCUUGUGUAAUGUUCAAAAACAUAGUAACUACGACAUAUGUAUUUUUUUUUUUCUAGAUUGGCUGUGUGCUACAUGUGUUUUGAACUCGAUACUCUCGUUGUUUCUUCCAAUUGUUGACGGCGACGCACUUGCGCCGACGACUUACGAUCCCAUCGCGGCAAAUGGAUCCAUAAUUAUCGAGGAACAAUCGAAAUAGCCUCAGUGGUCACCAACGACGUUUGGCAACGACAUUGACCGUGCUAUUUGCU